Molecule: messenger RNA, 1418 nt
Organism: Kickxella alabastrina
Lineage: Eukaryota; Fungi; Kickxellomycota; Kickxellomycetes; Kickxellales; Kickxellaceae
Product: thiolase
Exons: 4
Coding region: 234-1358 (374 amino acids)
Biological process (GO): fatty acid beta-oxidation; phenylacetate catabolic process
Cellular component (GO): peroxisome
Molecular function (GO): acetyl-CoA C-acyltransferase activity
Source: RefSeq, a predicted model, not a curated record
CCGGAGCGUAAAGUAGCAAUUCCCAGCACCGCCGCCGCCGCCGCUGCUGCCACCUUUCAAUAGUGGCAGUGGCAGCGUGGAUAUAUAAAGAGAUGCAUAGUCAGAUGCCACCACUUUUCCUCUUUUCAUAUUCUUUACUACUGUCCCUCUUUUUUCAAUAAUCAAGAGCUCUUAUUUUUUUCUUCCUUUACCCCAACUAUCUAUCGUUUAAUAUCUAAUUUUUUCUCCCAAACAUGGCUUCAUUUCGUCUCACACAGGUGGCCUCGCACUUGAACGGCACCAAAGCGCCGCGCACACAAAUCGGCGUCCAAAGCCCCGACGACAUCGUCAUCGUACAAGCCCUGCGCACGCCCAUUACGCGAGCACGCAAGGGCGGAUUCAAGGACACAACAUCAGAGUACCUACUGGGCACUAUCCUCCGAGGGCUCCUCGAGCGCACGCGCAUUGACCCCACACUGGUCGAUGAUAUCUGCGUGGGCAACGUGUGCCCGCCCGGUGGAGGCGCGACGACCGCGCGGAUGGCAGCCCUGUACGCUGGAUUCCCCAAUACCACGAGCGUUCAGACGGUUAACCGGCAGUGCUCCAGUGGAUUGCAGGCGGUUGUGCAUAUUGCGCAUGCAAUUCAGGCCGGCAUGAUUGACGUGGGUAUUGGGGCUGGUGUCGAGAGCAUGACCCAGUUCUAUGGGCCCCAGCAUAAGCUGCUUCCAGACACCAUCAAUGACGAAGUCAUGGAGGCUCCGCAAGUCGCUGACUGUAUUAUUCCCAUGGGGCUGACCUCGGAGAACGUCUCGGCUGAGUUUGGAAUUCCUAGGUCCAAGCAGGAUGCCUUUGCAGCCUUGUCGCAUCAGCGUGCCGCGCGUGCGCAAAAGCUGGGCCAUUUCAAUGAGGAGAUUUACCCUGUGCGCACUAAGAUUGCUGACAAGGACGGCAAGGAGACGGAGAUUAUUGUCGACCGCGACGACGGCGUGCGCCCAGAGGCCACGGCUGAGUCGCUGGGUAAGCUGCGUGCAGCAUUUUCGGCCGACGGCGCAACUACUGCGGAAAUGCAUCGCAGCCGCGCUAAGGAGCUUGGCCUGUCCAUCCAGGGUAAGUUUGUUGCUUCGGCAGUUGCUGGCGUGCCCCCGCGCAUUAUGGGCGUCGGCCCGGCCUAUGCUGUGCCAGCACUGGAUAUUAUUGAGCUUAACGAGGCAUUUGCGUCGCAGUCUGUGUACUGUGUGGAGCCCUCGGUCUGGAUAUCAACAAGACAGAUAUCUACCUUGUUGACCGAGCUGAAGCGCCAGGAUAAGCGCGUCGGCUGCACCACCAUGUGCAUUGGCGGUGGCUUCGGCAUGGCUGCCAUUUUCGAAUCCGAGCACUAAAAAAAACAAAAGUGCAGCCUAAUUAAUUUUUUUCCUUCAAUAAAAUUAUAUUAUAAUUAA